CGUGCCUCUGAUAGCGCUACAACGUGAAGCAGAACUACAGAGACGGGGAAGGGUACAGUAGCAUGGAAGGGCCUGCGGGGUAUCUGCGGCGUGCCAGUGUGGCCCAGCUGACCCAGGAGCUGGGCACUGCCUUCUUCCAGAAGCAGCAGCUGUCAGCCGCUAUGGCAGACACCUUCCUGGAACAUCUCUGCCUGCUGGAUAUUGACUCCGAGCCUGUGGCCGCUCGCAGCACCAGCAUCAUCGCCACCAUUGGGCCUGCCUCUCGCUCCGUGGAGCGCCUCAAGGAGAUGAUCAAGGCCGGGAUGAACAUUGCAAGACUCAACUUCUCCCACGGCACCCAUGAGUACCACGCCGAGUCCAUCGUUAACAUUCGAGAGGCAGUGGAGAGCUUUGCAACUUCCCCGCUCAGCUACCGGCCGGUGGCCAUCGCUCUGGACACCAAGGGACCGGAGAUACGUACUGGAAUCCUGCAGGGGGGUCCGGAAUGCGAAGUGGAGAUCGUGAAGGGCUCCGAAGUGCUAGUGACUGUGGACCCGGCGUUCCGGACGCGGGGGGACGCGAACACCGUGUGGGUGGACUACCCCAAUAUCAUCCGGGUCGUGCCGGUGGGGGGCCGCAUCUUCAUUGACGAUGGACUCAUCUCCCUAGUGGUCCGGAAAAUCGGCCCAGAGGGACUAGUAACCGAAGUGGAGAACGGUGGCGUCCUAGGCAGCAGAAAGGGCGUAAACUUGCCGGGUGCAGAGGUUGACCUGCCUGGGCUGUCCGAGCAAGAUGUCUGGGACCUCCGCUUCGGGGUGGAGCAUGGAGUGGACAUCAUCUUUGCCUCCUUUGUACGGAAAGCUAGCGAUGUGACUGCAGUCCGGGCUGCUCUGGGACCAGAAGGACAGAGCAUCAAAAUCAUCAGCAAAAUCGAGAACCAUGAAGGCGUGAAGAAGUUUGAUGAAAUCCUAGAAGCGAGCGAUGGUAUCAUGGUGGCACGGGGAGACCUGGGCAUCGAAAUCCCAGCUGAAAAGGUUUUCCUGGCUCAGAAGAUGAUGAUUGGGCGUUGCAACUUGGCAGGCAAGCCUGUUGUCUGCGCCACUCAGAUGCUGGAGAGCAUGAUCACUAAGCCCCGGCCAACAAGGGCAGAGACCAGCGAUGUGGCCAAUGCUGUACUGGAUGGGGCAGACUGCAUAAUGCUGUCAGGGGAGACCGCCAAGGGCCGCUUCCCUGUGGAGGCUGUAAAGAUGCAACAUGCGAUUGCUCGGGAGGCAGAGGCCGCAGUGUACCACCGGCAGUUGUUUGAGGAGCUACGCAGGGCAGCGCCACUGAGCCGUGACCCCACUGAGGUCACUGCCAUUGGUGCUGUGGAGGCUGCUUUCAAGUGCUGUGCUGCUGCCAUCAUUGUUCUGACCACUACUGGCCGAUCGGCCCAGCUUCUGUCUCGGUAUCGACCUCGAGCCCCAGUCAUUGCUGUCACCCGCUCUGCCCAGGCUGCCCGCCAGGUCAACCUAUGCCGAGGAGUUUUCCCCUUGCUCUAUCGUGAACCUCCAGAGGCUAUCUGGGCAGAUGAUGUGGAUCGCCGGGUCCAAUUUGGCAUUCAAAGUGGAAAACUCCGUGGCUUUCUCCGUAUUGGGGAUCUGGUGAUUGUGGUGACAGGCUGGCGACCUGGCUCUGGCUAUACCAACAUCAUGCGAGUGCUGAGCAUAUCCUAAGAUGCCCCUUCCCGCUCUGAUCCAGUCCAACCCUUCCUCCCCACACUGUUCCCUCCAACACACAGUCCCCCACCGCCCCAUUUCUAAGUCUCUCUACUCCCAUGUCCCUAUCCUAGACCAUAUCUGCCAUCUAGCCCUGUGUAGGGUUCCCCUCCCCCUCUGCAUUUCACACAGGCCUUGAAAAUCUGUGUCCAAUUAUCCACUGGCCACCCAGCAGCACCAAUUGUAUAUUCCCCACAUCCAAUCCGCUCAGCCAGACUCUAAGAUGCCCUGAGCCUUUAAUCCCAGCUUGGCUGCUUAAUUCUUUUCUUUCAGGUUUCUCAUCCCUGGGGUUGGGGAGCAGAGACAGGUGAUCCUGUCUAGUCUCCACUGAACCACUAUUUUAAAACAUUGCAUACCAUGCAGUAUGAUGUUCUGUGUGGCCCUCAUGAUCACCAGAGCAUCUCCUGAGAAGAGUGACACCUCCCCCUGAUAGUCUCAAGCCAGGGCAGGCUAUCCCUUCAUGGUGACUGACAGUCACAUCAGGGGGCCACACUUUGGGGGAAGCUGAGGAGAAUCAAGAGCCAGGCAAGUUGAUCUUAUCACUGACUUUACAGUCUUGGGACUGAGCUUGCAGACUGGCUCCCCCUGGCUGCUCUCAUGGCUACCUCAUUGCUUUGCUGGGCCACAAGCCCCCUCCUGCACCCAGAAAUUCCUUCACACCCACUUUGUUCCCACACACAAACCAAGAGCCAAAAUGAGUGUCUCUAUUUUCUUUUAAACCCAGCUAUUUGGGAGCAAUUAUAAAACUUCUCCCACACACCAAGAACCCCAGAACUCCCCACCCAGAAGAUUUUGGGUCCUGGCCCCACAUUCUUUGAUACUGCACAGUAGGAGAGGGGACAGAGUGGGUGGGUAAGGGAUUACUCUUGUCCCUGAGAAGGUAGAGGGGCAGGCUGGCUGCCCUUCCCCAGGCUUGGAUACCUUGGAUCCCUCCUUACUCCUGCACCAACAGCAGACUCAGAAGAGAAAAAAAAACCAAAGAUAAAAAUAGUCCUCCUCCCCAUCUUGGGUGGGCUCCUCCUGCCC
Molecule: messenger RNA, 2762 nt
Organism: Sciurus carolinensis (gray squirrel)
Lineage: Eukaryota; Metazoa; Chordata; Mammalia; Rodentia; Sciuridae
Gene: Pklr
Product: pyruvate kinase L/R
Exons: 11
Coding region: 63-1694 (543 amino acids)
Biological process (GO): glycolytic process; cellular response to insulin stimulus
Cellular component (GO): cytoplasm
Molecular function (GO): pyruvate kinase activity; potassium ion binding; magnesium ion binding
Source: RefSeq, a predicted model, not a curated record